Molecule: messenger RNA, 4158 nt
Organism: Cololabis saira (Pacific saury)
Lineage: Eukaryota; Metazoa; Chordata; Actinopteri; Beloniformes; Belonidae
Gene: ddhd1b
Product: DDHD domain containing 1b
Exons: 13
Coding region: 3-2492 (829 amino acids)
Cellular component (GO): cytoplasm
Molecular function (GO): metal ion binding; glycerophospholipase activity
Source: RefSeq, a predicted model, not a curated record
UCAUGCAGCCGCAUGUGCGGCAGAGCGUCGGCCCUCGGAGCUCCGGCAACAGCCCCUGCGGCCGCGACUGGGACAUGGCGGAGGAGGAGGACGCGAUCCCCGGGAACGGGAGCGGGGAUCCGCGGCAGCUGCCGCAGCCGGAGGACUGCCUGCUGCUGGGCCUGGACGGGGACGCCGCCUACGCCGCCUCCUCCUACCUGGAGGAGGAGAGCGAGGAGAGCGCGGCCCCGCAGCGGCGGCUGCGGGCCGGCGGGUCGCGCCACCGCGGGGACGUGGUCACGGACCUGCGGCCGGAGGAGAUCCGCUGGUUCUACAAGGAGGACCGGCGGACCUGGAAGCCGUUCGUCGGACACGACUCUCUCAAGAUCGAGAGACUGUACCAGAGACUGUCCGAGCACAGCCAGGAGAAGGAGAAGGAGAAGGGGCUCCCCCGCCCCGCCGAGGCCGGGGAGGAGGCUGCCUCCUCCGGGGAGCCGCGGCCGGACGGCGCGGCCGAGGAGCGGGCAGGUGCCGCCGGGGACCCGCAGGAGCAGGAGGAGGAGGAGGAGGACCCGGGGGAGGCCAGGGCCAUCGCCGAGGCGGUGUGCGUGAGAGGGGGGCUCUAUGAAGUCCACGUCCGGGAGAAGGAGUGUUACCCCGUUUACUGGAACCAGCAAGACCGGAUUCCUGUGAUGAGGGGUCAGUGGUUUGUUGAUGGGACCUGGCUACCAUUGGAAGAGGAUGAGAGUGACCUCAUCGAGCAGAAGCAUCUUUCCUGUUUCCGGGGGCAACAGAUGAGGGACACGUACGAGGUGGAGGCAGUGACCACCACUGUGGACAGCAAAGACGCUGUCCACAGCCUGAAGCUGAGCAGGAGUCAUGUGGACUGGCACAGCGUGGAUGAGGUGUACCUGUACAGCGACGCCACCACCUCUAAGAUUGCACGUACCUUCACCCAGAAAUUGGGCUUCUCAAAAGCCUCCAGCAGUGGGACUCGUCUCCAUCGGGGAUACGUUGAGGAAGCAGCACCCGAGGACAUGCCUCCCGAGACCACCCACCUCGUCUUCGUGGUGCACGGCAUCGGCCAGAAGAUGGACCAGGGUCGUAUCAUCAGGAACACCAGCAUGAUGAGGGACGCCGCCAGGAAGAUGGAGGAGAGGCACUUCUCCGAUCGCACCACGGAGCACGUGGAGUUCCUUCCUGUGGAGUGGAGGUCAAAGCUGUGCUUGGAUGGAGACACAGUGGACUCCAUCACGCCAGACAAGGUCCGAGGUCUCAGAGACAUGCUGAACAGUAGUGCCAUGGACAUCAUGUACUACACAAGUCCUCUGUACAGAGACGAGAUCACCAGAGGUUUGACUCAGGAACUGAACCGCCUGUAUUCCCUCUUCUGCUCGCGGAAUCCAGACUUUGAGAAAAGCGGGAAGGUGUCCAUCGUGUCGCACUCGCUGGGCUGCGUCAUCGCCUUUGACAUCAUGACGGGCUGGGACCCGGUGCGGUUCCAUCAUAAUAUCAUGCUGGACCCUGAGGAGAUAAAGGUCCGCUGGCCUAGUGAUGAGGAGCGCCACCUUCAGGAGCAGCUCAGACUCAUGCGCCUCAGGUUGAGGGACUUAGAGGACCAGUUCCAGGGUCUUCAGACCUCGUCGUGUGUUGCAGUUCCAGCCUUAAGGUUCAAGGUUGAAAACUUCUUCUGCAUGGGCUCUCCUCUUGCCGUUUUCUUGGCACUGCGAGGAAUCCGGCCCGGAAACAGCAGCGUGCAGGACCACAUCCUCCCCACAUCUAUCUGCAAACGCCUCUUCAACUUAUUCCACCCCACAGACCCAGUGGCGUACCGGCUGGAGCCUCUGAUCCUCAAGCACUACAGCAACAUCGCCCCAGUUCAGAUCGACUGGUACAACACCAGAAGUCCAACGCCAUACGAUCAGAUCCGGCCCACGCUGCUCAACCCCCUGAAGGAGGCCACAUGUGUCUUAGACUCGGAGAGCAUCCCCAGCCCUUGUACGUCCCCGCCCCAGCCCAGACGGCACUACGGAGAGUCCAUCACCAACCUGGGCAAGGCCAGCAUCAUGGGUGCUGCAAGUAUUGGAAAAGGAAUAGGAGGAAUCCUGUUUUCCCGCUUUUCCCGAUCCAGCGGCCACGUGUGCGGGGUGGAGGAAGAGCCGUCAGAUUCGGAGGGAAUUCCACCUGAGACGGAAACCCUGGCAUUGGGAGAAGAGGGAGAGACGGUGUUAGAGGGCGAGGAAACGGAGAAACUAGUAGAGGAGGACAGGGAGGAGGUGGAGCCCGCCAUGUCUCAGUCCACCUCAGCUGUGAUGGACAGCACUUCCUUGGAACUGGAGAGACGCGUGGACUUCGAGCUGCGGGAGGGCUUGGUGGAGAACCGCUACUGGUCGGCGGUGACGUCACACACCGCCUACUGGUGCUCCUACGACGUGGCCCUGUUCCUCCUCACCUUCAUGUACAGACCACAAGAGCCCCCCGAGCCGUCAGAGGACAACCAAGAUGCCUCCUAACGGAAGUUCCUAGCGAGCCAUCACCCUUGGAGCCAAUUUGCCUUCCACACAACUUCUUCUUCAGUGAUAUCAAUUUGUUCAUUUUGGAAACAAUGAAACGUUAAACACAAGUUACUGUGUUGACUUAGUUUACAUGUACAGCUGUGGAAAGGCUAGUGCCCACUGUUUUAGUCUUACGGGAGGUUCUUGUGUGUGAAAACCUGGUUGAAGUCUUCUGGUUGUAGUGGGUCAAAUACAGCCUCAGAUGAACAACAGCUCCUCACGUUUUUCACUCGUCGUCAUUAUUUUCACUCAAACAAAAUGUUUGUGACAAAUUGUUGCAGAGCGGGUAAGCUGGACACAUGUAAAGGACUUGUGGGGGACAUUGUCCACACUUUGGUGGGGUAGCAGUGAAUUUAGGAGGCCGUUACUCCUCUGGCUGAGUCAUUGUGACCACGAGAGCCAGUUGCUACGACAAACCCGCCGUGACACUUUAUGGAGUGUUACAGUACGUGACCUGCAAGGGCAACAAAGGUCCUUCCAUCCCAAAAUAGUCCUUUUGGAAAAAAAAACCCCACUAACUCAUGCAAGUGUAAAAAGUAUGAGGUUUUAACAUGUUUCCUUUGGAUGUGUUUUCUAUUUAAAGCUCAAAUUUGACCAUUUCUAAGCGAAUGCGUCCAACAUCUCCAGCUUCUGCAAACCCAGAUCACUACCGCUCCACCACCGUGCUUGACAGCGGGUAUGAGGUUUCUUAUCUGGUUUCCUCCAAACACUGUUUUGAACAUGAAGACCAAAAUCUCCACGUUGGUCUCAUGUGCCCAGAGGACGUUGUUCCAGAAGUCAUCUGAUUGGCUCAGAUGCAGGUUUGGGAACCUCGGCCUGACCUUGGGGUAAAUCUACAUCCGCUCCUGGUGGAUUUGUUUUGCACUCAUGAAUAAUGUAACUGUAGAAUAUUGCACCUUGUCUACUUUGGAAAUGGUUUUAUAACCCUUUCCAGAUUGAUGCAUGGGACAAAAAUAGUUAUUCUAAGUCCGUUGCUGAGGUCUUUUCUUCUUGGCAUUAUGUUAACGUAACGUUAACGUUAACAUCUGGCUUUUUAGAUGUCUGCUCACCUGCUGCUGAAUAGCAGCCCCUGCAUGACACUUACCCUCUUAAAUCCUGGGGAAGUGGUUGAGGGUGUACUUAGUAUUGCCCUUGUGAAUUUAUUCUAUACGUAAUAAUAAUUAAAUAAUUAAAUAACGGCAAGUGAUAAAAGUUACAGGAUGUUGUUCAUCUGAGUUUAUCUGCCUACUGUGAUCACAGGCACGCACACACACAGGAAACAAGAUUAAAAGAGCUGGUACUAAUGUUUGCUCACAUCUGUAGAUUGAACCAUCUCCAAAUAGUUUUAUUUACAAUUAUUUGUCUGUUUGAACAUUGCCGUCGGCUGUGAAACGGUAGCUGCGUUUGUCGUAUGCCGUCCACACACGAUAAAACCUCUAUUUUUUUAAUCCAACUUAAUUUCCAACACACAGAUCAAAACGGUACGCUUUUAUUUGAAUAUCAUGUCGAGUCUCGUUUAUUAGUUUGAAAGAGCAACAUAUCGAAUAUCUGAACGGAAAUGACGUCGUUUUUGUGUUUGUUUUAUUUUGAAAGCUUCAUCCAACAUGUUUCACAUAAAAAACUCUUGACGAGUAAAGUGAAAAUG